Cercocebus atys (sooty mangabey) is the source of this 2377-nucleotide messenger RNA. It is a transcript of the gene RSRC1, whose product is annotated as arginine/serine-rich coiled-coil 1. Gene Ontology annotation, cellular component: nucleus; cytoplasm. The coding region runs from base 158 to 1162 and encodes 334 amino acids. The transcript is spliced from 10 exons. NCBI's taxonomy places the organism in Eukaryota, Metazoa, Chordata, Mammalia, Primates, Cercopithecidae. Gene Ontology annotation, biological process: alternative mRNA splicing, via spliceosome. The record is from RefSeq and is a predicted model, not a curated record.
GGCUGAAGCUGCCUGGCGCUAGAACCAGGAAGGCGCUGAGCUUAAACUGAAGCAAGUUCGGUGUACGCCGGCGGCGCCCUGAUCUAAAGAAACGUCUCAGGGUCUGCGGCGCUUGCACGUCAGCGGAAGGUGUGAGCCCAAAGGUCUGGACCGAGAAAUGGGACGUCGGUCAUCAGAUACUGAAGAGGAAAGCAGAAGCAAGAGAAAAAAGAAACACCGUAGACGGUCCUCCUCGAGCAGUUCUUCAGAUAGUAGAACAUACAGCCGAAAGAAAGGAGGAAGGAAAUCAAGAUCAAAGUCAAGAUCCUGGUCCAGAGAUCUUCAGCCUCGUUCACAUUCUUACGAUAGAAGACGCAGGCAUCGAUCAAGCAGUAGCUCUUCUUAUGGCUCCAGAAGGAAACGAAGUCGAAGUCGUUCAAGGGGUCGAGGGAAAUCCUAUAGAGCUCAGAGGUCUAGGUCGAAAAGCAGAACAAGAAGGUCCAGGUCAAGACCUCGUCUCCGUUCUCAUAGUCGUAGCAGUGAAAGGUCCAGUCACAGAAGAACGCGUAGUCGGUCUCGGGAUAGAGAACGACGUAAAGGCAGAGAUAAAGAGAAAAGAGAAAAGGAGAAAGACAAAGGGAAGGACAAGGAAUUACAUAACAUCAAACGUGGGGAAUCUGGAAACAUCAAAGCUGGAUUAGAACAUCUGCCACCAGCUGAACAGGCUAAAGCCAGACUUCAGCUGGUUCUUGAAGCUGCUGCAAAAGCUGAUGAAGCAUUGAAAGCCAAAGAAAGAAAUGAGGAAGAAGCAAAGAGAAGAAAGGAGGAAGACCAAGCCACCCUGGUAGAACAAGUGAAAAGAGUGAAAGAAAUUGAAGCUAUUGAAAGUGAUUCUUUUGUUCAGCAGACAUUCAGAUCAAGUAAAGAAGUCAAAAAGUCAGUGGAACCUAGUGAAGUGAAACAGGCAACUUCAACAUCAGGACCAGCAUCAGCAGUUGCCGAUCCACCUAGUACUGAAAAAGAAAUAGAUCCCAGCAGCAUCCCUACUGCUAUCAAGUACCAAGAUGACAAUUCCCUGGCCCAUCCAAAUUUAUUUAUCGAGAAAGCUGAUGCUGAGGAAAAAUGGUUCAAGAGGUUAAUUGCUCUCCGACAAGAAAGACUAAUGGGCAGUCCUGUGGCCUAAGUAAUAUACAUAUAGUUGGAUUGGAUUGUCAGCAAUAACAUUGGAAAUUUAGGUUUUUAAAUCCCAAUAUUAACUUUUUACUCUUAAAAGGAUUUUUCUGAUUAUAUAUAAAGGUAGUCUCAUUUCAUUUGUCUCUCAUGUAGGCUUGAAUAUUUGUUGAUUUGAAUUAAAUCAAACUGUGAAAAUUAAAACAUAAAAUUUAAGAUUGCAUGAAAAUGUUAUACUGUUAAUAAAGCUAAUCAUAAAUAAGUCUGUUAAAAUGAAUGCUACACAGUAGUGUUUCUUAGUGCAAUUCAAAAAAUGUCAAGAUGUCAUUUAAGGACAAUUUUGAUGAAUUAUGCAUACAUAAGAAUUGAAUUACAUGCUGUAAAUAUGAGAUUUCAUCUUCCAUAUGGUAUUCAACCAUUUUUAAAUAUUUUAUUUCACCAUAUUGCAGAUUUUUAGGCACAAUGAAAAGCACGCUAAACCAUAUAAGCAGAAUAUGCAUGUUAAAGAAUAUAUUUAUGGGAAAAAAAAUUUUUGAAACUUAAAUAAAUUGAUGAUUUUGCUUGGAGAUCAGCUUCUACUAGAUGCUCCCUUGCAACAUGUUAGCAGAUCUCAGCUUGUUUUAGAAAUCAUAUGUUCAUGCUAGACCUAAUCAGUUGGCCAAAUACCUAUGAUAGAGAAAUCAUUUCUGAGAAAACUGAUAAGAGCUCUCACUUCAGUCUUACUUAACCCACUGCUAUUCCCUGUGGAGAAAUCCAGCUAAUUGUUUUGAUAAGGCUAUCUGCCAUUGUAGAAUACCUUUCUCUAGUAGCUGAAUGACAAUCAACUGUAUGUUCCAUACUAAACAUGCCAGAGAUAGGACUUUUAGGCCUUGCUUUACAAAACUGGUUUUUAACAGCUGACAUGAAUAUUUCCCGUUUCUAUUUUCUCCUGUUGUCCAGUCACUCUAAUUUAGUCUCUGUGAAACUGUAGCUCAGAACACAAGAUAAGUACAAAAAGUCUUCAGGGUAGGACUGCCAACAUAUAGGACAUUUUAAUGCCAUCUUCUUUAUAUUUCUGGGACUAUUAAAAUUCAAAUCUCUGUUGAAAAUGAAAAAUAUGAAACAGUUGCAAACAGUAUAGAAAAUAAGUGAUGAUGAAAUAUUUGUUUUCAUACAAACAUGCUUUCCCAUUCUAAAUAGAUGCUAGUUUUCUUUUUCCUUAGCUGCAAAUAAAAGUGCCCCAAAUGAA